This is a messenger RNA of Rotaria sp. Silwood1, 4879 nucleotides long. The record is from the annotation of a GenBank genome assembly. NCBI's taxonomy places the organism in Eukaryota, Metazoa, Rotifera, Eurotatoria, Philodinida, Philodinidae.
UUAAAUUUAAUUUACACUUUCUCAGUUACCGUUGGAAAACUUGAAAUGCAAGAAGAUUUUAGAAAUAAGAUAAGUGAUUAGUAUUUUAGUUAUACAGGUAAAUAAAUAUAUUUUCCUAUGAUACGGACAAUAGGAUCUUUUCUUUUCUUCUUUCAAUCACGUCACUAUUUAUAUGUCGAUUUCAAUUGUCUUGUCUAUCGUGACAAGCCAUAUGAACAUAAGUUGCAAAAUUGAAAGCGACAUUUCUGUUUUUCUUCAAAUAGUGUUGCAUAUUUUUGGAUAAUAGGCUAUUUAAAGUCAGAAUACAAUUUUAUUAUAACUGAUGAAUUUCCGAAAAGCCUAAUAUUUAAUAGCUGAUUUAUAUUGGUGAAAUUAUAUGUUCAAAUUCUUACCAUGAUGGGUGGGUAAAUGAUUCAUCUAUAGCCACACUCACACCCACCCCGAAAAAAACAGAUGUUAGAUCCUGCAAGAUCCAAUGAGGUCUUACUCCUAUAAGGUUUUUUCUAUGAUCUUGUUACAAUAGCGGACAAUAUCUUAUAUGUUCAUUUUUUUAAAGAUAUUCUCAGAUUUUGAUUGUUCGGUGUCAGCAAAUAAUCUUAUAAGACUCAAUGAUUAAGACACUGAUUUGGACAGACUGAAUCCUUCUUGUCAGACCUUAACAGAUCAUACAAGAUCUAAAACAAAGAAACAUACACGGUACAUAAUGUAGAUCUUGCCUGUUAGCAUCUGAUCAUGUAUGGUCUGUUCUGUUCUUUCCCUUAUUCGAGAAUAGUUGAUUUCAUCAGCUUUCCGAUGAAGAACAGUACCCGGGAAAAAGACUCGAAUAGUUUAUGUCAGUUUUUUUCUUCUUUUUCUAUACUAAUAGUGUAGAAAACGGUUAUCUUUAUUUUUCACCUUUCUAUAUUAAUAGAGUACAAAACGGUUACUUGUAUUCCUGAUUUUUCUGUAGUGAUAAAAUAGUAAAUCCUAUUUAUUUUUUAUUUUCUAUAUUGAUGAUAUAGAAACAGCUAGUUUUAUGUCCUAUUUGUCUAUAGUAAUAAUAAUUUAGAAAAUGCUGAUUUUAAUUUCUUAUUUUUUGCAUUGGUCAUAUGAAGAAUGUUAUUUUUUAUUUUUCUACAUUGGUAACAAAGAUAACAAUUUGUUUUAUUCUCUAUUUUUUGUAUAUUGUUGACAUAGAAAAUCUUAGUUUUUAUUUUGUAUUUUUCUAUAUCGAUAAUAUAGAAAAAUAAGAAUUAAAACUAACUGAUAUUUAUAUUAUCAAUUAAAAUCAAUAAGAAUUCAAAAAUAAGAUUUUCUAUAUUAUCAAUAUAAAAAAUCAAAAAUAAUAAAUAAAAUUUUCUAAUCUGCCAAUUUAGAAAAACAAGAAAUGAGAAUGAAGAUUCUUGUAUUAUCGAUAUAGAAAAUAAAAGCAAUAAAACUAACUGUUAAGUAUAUUACCAACAUAGAAAAAUUAAAAUUAAAACUAAUUGUUAUUUAUAUUAUUAAUAUAGAAAAAUGAAAAAUAAUGAAUAGAAUUUUAUAUAAUAUCAAAUAUAGAGCAAAUGUUGACUGUACUUGUUCUAAAAUAAGACUGAAGUUUAUGUGGAAAAAAACCGAAGCAAGGUAGCCGGUCAGACUGAUUAUUUCCAUGUGUAUAAGAGAUAUUUGAGAAGUUCGAUUUAAUUGAAAUAAAUCUAUAAUAUUAAUAAGCAUCUCAUAUAGCUCUAUGCCAUCAUCCAUAAGUAGAAAAUAAAAUUAUCUACUCGAAUUUUAUGUCUCACAAUCUCUUUGAUUUAAAAAGCAGAAAGUAUUGUUUUGUUUCUGACUCUCAUCUUCGAGUUGUUUGACACAUAAUUAUACUUCUCAUACCAUUUUACAUGUAUUUGUUUUUUGUCGAUCCAAGAAAAGAAAUAAUACUAAAAUGUACUUUCUUCCAAUUGCACUGAGACAUUAAACAUAUUAAAAAUACAUGACAUUACAUGUAAUAAAAAUGAAAAUUGAUUAAUAGUAUUAAAUUUAAUCAAGAUCUCGAUUAUAGCUAGAUUCUUCAUAGAUAAAUUAAAAAGGAUGAAAUUAUUUAAAUUAUUUUUAGGGAGUUUAUAAAACUCCAUGACAUUUUUUAUUAACUUCAUCGGUUCCGUACAUACUAUGGGCUAUUUUAUUUCAGUCUGAAUUUAUCAAAUAAAAAUAAUACUUGAUUUCAAACUGAAACGUGAGUCUAGGAGUGAGGGAGGGGGGUGACUGAGGGUGUGGGUGUUGGUCUGGGACCCACACACACACCCAUGGUGCGGGUGUGGGCGCGCGAGUGAGAGUGAGGGUGUGCUUGUGGUUUUGUGUACUAUAGGCUUUAGUCCCCUGCACAGGGGACUAAGCGGGGACUAAGCUUUUUGUGUGGGGGACUAAGGGGGACUUUGCAGGACUAGGGGAGACUAAGGGUUUUUAGUGAGACUACGUAGUAUCAAGCGAGAAAAGUUUGAUUCGGAAGAAAUUGGUGUGGUUUUUUGAUUUUGGAAUUCAGUUUGAAAUAAAAAAGCCCAUAGACUCGUUCCGUAACAGACCAUACAAGAUAUAAUCAUAGAAGUAUUGUUUCUAGUUUAAAGCUCAAAUCAAUAUCAACCUUUAGAAAAUUCUAGACCAACAAAAAAAACUUUCUUCUAGGAUUUAACCAGUGCAGAAUGCGAUACAAUAACAAUUUGAAGAAGAAAUCUUCACACUUAUUGCUAUUGAGAAUAGCUAAAAUCAUGAUAAAAUCUUUUACGAUCGUUGCUUUUUUGUGAGAAUUCUCAAAAAUUUAUACCUAUUGAAUAACCUACAGAACAAAAAUUUGUAAAGAUUUUAGAUUAAGGUUUCGAUAGGAGAUUCGUAUUGUCUUGUAAAGAAGCGAAAAUAUUUAAUUGUAGAAAGAUCGAAAUCUAUCCUUGAUCGAAACUGCUAUUGUUUAAAAAACCAAGUUCCAUACACCGAGAUCCUAUUAAGUUGAAAAUUUGUAAUACAUUAGAAAUGAAUUCAAAAUAAAAGAUUUGAUUGAUUCGUAUAUAGAUUAUUGUUUGUGCUACAAUGCAGAAUAAUGAAUAUGACAGAUUCUUCAAAUAUUCUUGAACUUGGGAAAGAUUUGUUUUUGAGUUCUUCUUAUCUACUAAAAUUCGAACUUACGUAUUAUUUUAUCUAAACUUAUCUUAGUUAGCACUUCGAUUAGCCUUUCUACAAACUACUUGUUUGUUUGAGAUUCAGAAAUAAAUUACUCAAUAAUAAGUAUGAUGCAAAAUUCAUGACAUAAAAUACUUUCGAAUGAUGUAUGAUUUAUAUUUGUCACACAUUCGUAAAUGGAAUAAGAAAGAAAAAUACUUACACAAAAAAUUUGUAAUUUUUUUAUAUGAAUCAGUCAAAAACGUCUUAUGGAUGGUAGUUAAGUAUAAUUAACUAUCGUUAUUAUCUAGCAAGAUGUUUUUAACGAAUUCAUACAAAAGUUGUAAAUUUAUUUUGUCUCAUUUCACUCAGAAAUGUGUGACGGACAUAAAUCAUACACCGUUUCCUAUCAACUGAUAACAAAAUUGUUUUUCCUUACAUUCAAAUUCUAUUAUAACUCAUUUUAUUUUAAAAUCGAAACAAUAAAAAAUAAAAUAAUUCUUAAAUAUAUUUCAAACUCGAACUAACAAAAUCAGUAAAUAUGUUGGAAAAAUUCGACAAAAAAGAAAAUUUCAUUCACGAUAAAAAUCCGAGUUUAUCGCAAUUUUUCACAUUACCAGUUAAAUUUUAGUUAGUUUUAGUCAAACUAAGGAUUCUUACACAAAAUAUUUCAGAAAAAUCAACAAUGUUUUGUUUUCAACAUUGAGAAAAACCAGAUUCUAAUCAAGUUCAUAAGUAAAAAGCUUUUGUAAUUGAGAGCAGUUCAAUAUUGUUUAAAACAAAUGAGAAGAACUCAUUUCAAUGACAUUUAUGUUUAUUUUUACUUCAUACUUUUGCCUCCAUUUCAGUACCACUACGUGCAAGUUCCAUUGAUAUUCAUCCAAAUGCAACAUGGUCAACGAAUGCUAUCACUGUUGCUGGAGGAAAUGGAAAAGGCCGUGCAACCAAUCAACUCUAUGGUCCAUGUGGUUUGUACGUCGAUGAUGAUCAAACGAUUUAUGUCGCUGAUUAUUAUAAUCAUCGUAUUGUGGAAUGGACAUCUGGUGCAACGAAUGGAAAAGUAGCUGCUGGUGGAAAUGGAGAAGGAAAUGGAGCUCAUCAGUUAAACUACCCACGAGAUGUGAUUAUCGACAAAGAGAGCGAUAGUCUCCUCAUCAGCGAUUGUGGGAAUAGAAGAGUAGUUCGAUGGCCUCGUCGAAAUGGCACUCGUGGAGAAACAAUUAUUUCCAAUAUCUCUUGCGAAGGUUUGACAAUGGACGAAAAUGGUUCUCUCUAUGUCGUUGAUGCAGAAGAACAUGAAGUGAGACGAUAUAAAAUUGGUGACACUAAAGGAACAGUAGUUGCAGGUGGUAAUGGAGAAGGAAAUCGUCACGAUCAGCUCUCUGAUCCCCACUACGUAUUUGUCGAUCGAGAUCAUUCAGUUUAUGUGUCUGAUCAUGGAAAUCAUCGUGUCAUGAAAUGGGAAGAAGGUGCAAAACAAGGCAUUGUCGUAGCCGGUGGUCAAGGACAAGGAAAUAGUCUCACACAAUUAAAUGGUCCUCAAGGAGUCGUUGUCGAUCAAUUGGGUACUGUCUAUGCGACUGAUGAUAGGAAUCAUCGAAUCAUGCGUUGGCCAAAAGAAGCCACACAAGGAAGUGUGAUUGUUGGUGGGAACGGUAAAGGAGCACUGUCGAAUCAACUCAAUGGUCCCGUAGGUUUAUCAUUCGAUCGACAUGGUAAUCUCUAUGUCGUCGAUUUCGGAAAUGCUCGAGUACAAAAAUUUAAUAUCGAAUGA